AUGCUUGGAAGUAUUUUCUGUGCCUUCAUCACUAUACUAGGACACGUUAGAAUUGGUUAUAGAAGUAGAAUGUACCACCAUGAGCAUUAUCACGUACAAGCUCCUAAUAAAGAAGAUAUCUUGAAAAUUUCAGAGGAUGAACGCAUGGAGCUCAGUAAGAGCUUUCGGGUAUACUGUAUCAUCCUUGUAAAACACAAAGAUGUGAGUCUUUGGACUGCAGUGAAGGAAACUUGGACCAAACACUGCGACAAAGCAGAGUUCUUCAGUUCUGAAAACUUUAAAGUGUUUAAGUCAAUUAACAUGAAAACAAAAGAUAUGUGGUUAAUGAUGAGAAAAGCUUACAAAUAUGCCUUUGAUAAAUAUAGAAACCGAUACAACUGGUUCUUUAUUGCACGCCCCACGACGUUUGCUAUUAUUGAAAACUUAAAGUACUUUUUGUUAAAGAAGGAUCCAUUACAACCUUUCUAUCUAGGCCACACUGUAACAUCUGGAGACCUUGAAUAUGUGAGUGUGGAAGGAGGAAUUGUCUUAAGUAUGGAAUCAGUGAAAAGACUUAACCACCUUCUCAGUAGCCCUGAAAAGUGUCCUGACCAGGGAGGGAUGAUUUGGAAGAUAUCUGAAGAUAAGCAGCUAGCAGUACGCCUGAAAUAUGCUGGAGUGUUUGCAGAAAAUGCAGAAGAUUCUAAAGGAAAAGAUGUACUUAAUACCAAAUCUGGUGGGCUUUCUAUUAAAGAGGCAAUGACUAAUCACCCCAACCUGGUAGUAGAAGGAUGUUGUUCAGAUAUGGCUGUUACUUUUAAUGGACUGACUCCUAAUCAGAUGCAUGUGAUGAUGUAUGGGGUAUAA
Messenger RNA from Equus quagga, 846 nucleotides. RefSeq names its product C1GALT1-specific chaperone 1-like. Gene Ontology annotation, molecular function: N-acetylgalactosaminide beta-1,3-galactosyltransferase activity. The transcript has a single exon. Lineage: Eukaryota; Metazoa; Chordata; Mammalia; Perissodactyla; Equidae. The coding region runs from base 1 to 846 and encodes 281 amino acids. The record is from RefSeq and is a predicted model, not a curated record.